GUGAUAUGGUGCAGUGUGCACAAUAUAUAUAUGAUAUAAUAUCGUUUAUUUUCAUCCUAUAUCGUUUCGUGUGAUAUUUUUAUCUGAAGGUUGUGUAUCAAGACCUUGCAGUCUUGUUAGAUGCCCACGAUUGCGUGACAUUAGCACACACUCGAGUUAUAUCUCAGUAUGGUUUGCCCAAUUCGCGUUGGCUGUACAGCUCUGGUCGCGUCUAUCUGCGCCUUAAGUUUAUACUGUGCGUACAACCCAAAGAAAGAGGAGCUCGCCGAGGGGGAAGCUGAGAAUCCCGCUGCUAAUGAAUUGCGAAGCGGCACUGAUAGUCUCGUGGUCAGGCUAAUGGCGGAUGUCGGUGUAAAACUGGAAUACUACAGGCACCUGGUGAUAUUCUUUCUGGUUAUCUUCCAUGUUGAAUUGAUCACACAAGGAGCCAUCUGCCGGUAUUUAUUCGUAAACAAUCCAUCAAUCGCUUCAGAAGGUCUGGAAACGGUUGAGAACCAUUGGUAUGGACUAAACUACUUUUCGGCUAUAUUAAUGAAUCUGGUGAAGGGGUGAACAGAGUAUGUUUGACUAAUUGCAAGUACCAUACGCGGACGUCGAGGAUACACACAGGUGAGGUUCUACACAUCCAGCGCAAUUUGUGAGCGCCGUUGCAGCCUGCUCCGUUAAUCCAUCAGACGUGUAUUGUAUAUUUACACGCCUUGAGUUCGACUACAUGUAUUCAUAAGAGUAUUGUUUGCGGAUCGUUCGGAUAUGCGAUAUUUGUGAACAUGUGAAAACCCUUCUGAAUGGGAGUGAGUGGGAUUGCAUCCGAGUUACACCUUACACUGGCUAGGGAUCACAACUAAGAACAAACCUGUGAUCCUGAUGAUUUGAAGAUCGAGAAAGUUGCGAAUAACUUGGGC
Sphaeroforma arctica JP610 is the source of this 902-nucleotide messenger RNA. RefSeq lists its product as hypothetical. NCBI's taxonomy places the organism in Eukaryota, Ichthyosporea, Ichthyophonida. The record is from RefSeq and is a predicted model, not a curated record. The transcript has a single exon. The coding region runs from base 169 to 552 and encodes 127 amino acids.